AGGAGAUUCAGUUUUAGAGGUGUGUGGAGGCUGUCACCACUUACCUUAGAAUAUUCGAAUUAGUUACCAGGGGCUGGUUCUCUCCUCAGGUUAGUUCGAGAUGGCAGACCAGAGGCAACGCUCGCUCUCCACCUCUGGAGAGUCAUUAUACCACGUGCUAGGCCUGGACAAGAACGCCACUUCCGAUGAUAUCAAAAAGUCAUACAGGAAACUUGCAUUGAAAUAUCAUCCUGAUAAAAACCCCGAUAAUCCAGAAGCGGCAGAAAAAUUUAAAGAGAUCAAUAAUGCACAUGCAAUAUUGACCGAUGCCACAAAGCGAAACAUUUAUGAUAAGUAUGGGUCCCUGGGUCUGUACGUAGCAGAACAGUUUGGGGAAGAAAAUGUGAACACGUACUUCGUGCUAUCCAGCUGGUGGGCGAAGGCUCUGUUCGUGUUCUGUGGGCUCAUCACAGGCUGCUACUGCUGCUGCUGUCUGUGCUGCUGCUGUAACUGCUGCUGCGGGAAGUGUAAACCCAAACCCCCCGAAGGGGACGAGCAGGAGUACUACGUCUCUCCAGAGGACUUGGAGGCACAGUUGCAGUCAGAUGAAAGGGAGGCCUCAGACGCACCUAUUGUGAUACAGCCAGCAUCAGCCACAGAGACGACCCAGCUCACAGCCGACUCUCACCCCAGCUACCACACUGAUGGAUUUAAUUAAGUUAAGGAAACACUAUAAUUAGAAUGGAUAACAAAAAAAAAAAAAAACAAAAACGAAACAAAAAAAAAAUUACAUGGCCAACUCAACACUAGAAUCAUGAACAUUAGAAGUAGAGAAUGGGGAGGGGGAAUAAUUCUGCUACAGUAAGAAGGCAGCUUUCCAACCUGCCGAAAGUAUUUUGUAAUCCCUUCGGCCUUUUGUCACCUUUCAGUGUCGUAUCUUGAUGAUACGUGAAGUGCUGUAGCAUGCAGUAUUUAAAGCAGUUUAGCUACGGUCUUAUUUGUUUCCUUUUUAUUUUUUCCUGGUUUUUUUUUUUUUUGGUUUUUUUUUUAUAGCAUGUAUGGAGUUAUGUUAAAUGUCUGUGGUGUAACGUAUUGAGUUGUCACAAUAUAAGUGUGAUGGAGACAUUCUGCAUUUUAAGCAGUGGUACUGGCCUAAAAAUGAGAUUUCUAAAAAAGAAAAAGUUUCACAGAAGCCACUAUUCUUCCGUACAGCUGAGCUGUUGAAGACCUUUAAAAGUUCACGAUUUUCAUUGGAGUGCAACAAAUCAAUUCCUUUAUUCCUCUUCCUAUUUCUGUCUCGUUACCUAAGCAAGUUUACAAAGCCAAGAACCAAAAAAUGCCAGUCCUGCAGAGCUGGAAUUCUCUAUAAUGCUGAUUUUCAGCUUAAAUAAAUCUACCUUGAAAAAUAAGAAAGGAGAGUUUCCAGUCUUUGAGCAGUAAAUUGAUGAACAGCUCUUUACGUGUGAGGCGAUCCUUGCUGAUGAUGUAACUGCAAACUGUAGUUUUGUCACAAAAAACAGCUGUGAAUGGGCUUAUUUGGUGGUGAUGGGGGGAGGGGGGGGUUUAACAUCAAGCACAAUUCUGCUUUGGUUCGAGUUCACUCAUUUUCCUGAAAUGCUAAAGACCAAAUAGUGCGGCUUUUUUUGAACGCAUGAGAAUCUUAAAGUGAAGCUGGUGAAUUGGUUUUCACUGAGCAAGGGAGUAAAAUGCAGACAGUAGGCAACAGCAGAAGUGUUUAAAAAAAAAAAAUGGGUUUUAAAGAAUUUGUUCUAAUAAUUUGAGAUUUUAAUGGCCAAAUGGGGUAUUAUGUGUCUUUUUUAAAAGCUUUUAUAAUGCACUGUCCCUUUAAUUUUCUCAUGAACGUCUUUGUGGAGUACUUAAAAGGAUUUGUAAGAACAGAACACCUUUCUUUGUGUUUAUAUUGUAUGAUUUGCACAUUGUCUUGCAUUUAGACUUGUUUACAGCAGUGUUUUUCUUUUCCUCGGAACAACUAUGGGAAUACCAUUGAAAGGUUUCCUGUACUGUUCUGAAACCAAAUCAUGUUGGAAUACUGCUCUAGAAACUGUGGUUUAUUGCCAUUUAACUGUUAAAAACAAGCAUUUUAGGCAGCUGCUGAAUCGCUGGUCUGUUUUGUUGUUUGUAAUCUUGCUUUAGAUGAUACAGAAUCAGGAUUUAGAACAGUUCCCAGAGAACCUACACUCGGCACUUUCAGUGUUUAAUUUACUCUUUAACUUGGAUCUUUAUGGUUUUAUAUCACACUGCCUCUGCUCUCCUUUGUAUCCCCCAUCUCCCCCUUCCAUUUUUCAGCUUUUUCUGUGGAGAGGUUAUUUCCAGCCUUCUACCCCACUGGAAGGUUGGCUCUGAAGGUCUGUUCCAAGAUCCCGGUGUGACUUUUGAACACUUAAGAAAACUGUCAGAAAAUGAAGGGGGCUCUCCUGCCAGAGAAUCGUUCUGAAUGUCUUUUCCCGCUACCUUUACGUGGGCUGAAAAUGAUGGAGCACAUAAAAAUCUGACAUGAGACCCUGUUAGAGGUGCUGGGUAGAAGAAAAUGUCCUCAACAAUGGUCUUGAUGCUGAGUGAGGGGUGUUGGCAAAAUCCAAUUUCUCCAGUUGUUGCCUGCAUGUGAGAUUGUUGCAAAUCAGCAUGUUUGUGGUACCACAUCGGGUCCCCAGAAUCCCAAAAGACAUGUUGUUUUUAGUUAACAGGCUAGAUUUUGGCAGUGCACUUGAUAAGUCAUUUCUUUCUCAUCCAUAGGCCUUUUAGACCUGGAACUUGGCGGUUUUACUUUCGUCUGGAAAGCUCUCUUGGGUGGCCCUGAGGACAGUUGUGUCUGUUUUGGCUUGAGGUCCUUAUUUAAUUAAAGUCAGUUUGACCCCUUGAAAUAUAAGCAGUUUUUAGGCUUAAAAGAGUAGUGUCACAUCAGCUGUCCUUGUAGAUUUUUGCCUGAUCUUGACCUUGAAUUGCACCCUGGACCAUGCUUGGAUAUCUGCAGGCUUUGUCUCCUAAACCCUCACUGGUUAAAAUUGAUCUGUGCAGAUUAUGUUUUUGAUUAAAAAAAAAAAAACAAAACCACAA
Molecule: messenger RNA, 3054 nt
Organism: Calidris pugnax (ruff)
Lineage: Eukaryota; Metazoa; Chordata; Aves; Charadriiformes; Scolopacidae
Gene: DNAJC5
Product: DnaJ heat shock protein family (Hsp40) member C5
Exons: 5
Coding region: 101-697 (198 amino acids)
Biological process (GO): regulation of synaptic vesicle cycle
Cellular component (GO): intracellular membrane-bounded organelle; membrane; presynapse
Source: RefSeq, a predicted model, not a curated record